UAAUCUUACCUCAGGCUCUUCUUUUAUAAGAAAAGCCUCGUCUCGUUUAAACUUCAUUCUUUCUACUUUGGUUGUUUAAACUUCAUUUUUUUCUAGAUCUGUUCUAUAAUUUUCGUUCGAAGGCUUAGUCUUUUCUUUUUCUCCUUUUUGGUUUGAUUUUUCUCAUCAUAAGCCAUCUUCUCUUCAGUUAAUCUAACUUACUUAGAGCAUAAACUUUCAAUUUCUUCCUCUCAAAACAUGGCUCACGGUGGCCAAUAUCUGCUGGUGGCCAGUCUUGAGGUAUCUCGACUCCUCUUUCACCGCCGCCGUCGUCGUCGCCGCCGCCAAUUCCGCCGUAGCAAUCACAAUCACAGCAACCUGCCCAACAAGUUAUAGGUCCAUUGGAGACAUUUAGGCCUCGUCCAGUUAUCCAUUUAGGCCUGGUCCAGGGAUCCAAAAUAGGAGGAAUGACCCAAUUUGUUACUACUACUCAUACAGGCCCGUUUUCCGCAGGCCCAACCAAAUUUCGUUCCCUUAAAAAGGGAGGUCGCAUUGGAUUUAGCUUUAGGUUUUGUUGCUCUCUUUAGCCUUCCGUUGAUUUGAUUUUUGUUUUUUAGGUUUUGUUCUCGCAGUUGUUCUGGCCGGUUCUCCUUCACGGACUUGAUUGACUCCAUGGAUACUUGGAGGGAUACUGCCCCUCAUAUCCUUCCUCCAGUCGUCAUCCAAUUGGGUGACACGUGCUGGGCUGUCUCCUACAUCCAUCAAAUGGAAGCUACUGUGAGGUUACAACCAAAUCUGAAUCUGCCCGUAGAUCAACAUCUGUCUAUUCAAGAAUUCAUAAAUAUCCUUCCGAGAGGUUACAGGGAAUACCAUGGUACCAUCCAUGGUAGUUCAUACGCCAUAGAUACCCUUACUAGGCUAGGCACUGUACUCGACACAGUGUGCCCUCUAACUUUUGCGCUUGAUACCCCUGGACGAACUCCACAGCAUCCCCGUGUGAAACGAUUUUAUCUUGCGGAGAUGGAUCCCCACUACUUGGCCUGGUAUCAACACGAGUAUGAAGAGUUUGGUAGUGAUUUAUUUGAACAUCUACUUGAAGAGCGUGCCAAAAUUACUCCUGUGACUAUUAGGAUUCCUAGCUGUGGUAGCUUCGAGACUUGUGCAACAAUGGGUACGGUUUACGAUCCAUCCGAUGAUGAGCUUGCUUAUGCUAACAUGAUGGAAUACGGUCACUUUUUACUACUUCUUGGGCCUGUCAUUAUUGAUGGUGUCCCUUGUUGGGAGUGUCAAGACUCUUCGGGAUAUUCAGUGAACGGGCGAGUCUACAUUCGGCGUAAGUGCGAAGCGAUUUAGUGACUGAGUUCAUCCACAUGCAGGUAUGAUAUGGUCGUGGUGGUACGACGGGACCUAGUAUUUAUAGUUAAAUAUUAUGGUUUCAUUUGUCGUUGCACAAACAAGAAAAUAUUAUGGUUUCAUUUAUUAGUUUGGUAGUUUAAUAUUUGUUGUAAUCUCGUGGACCUUUUGUCACAAUCUGUAUAAUGACUUUCUGUUUUUUC
Camelina sativa (false flax) is the source of this 1535-nucleotide messenger RNA. RefSeq lists its product as uncharacterized. The record is from RefSeq and is a predicted model, not a curated record. Lineage: Eukaryota; Viridiplantae; Streptophyta; Magnoliopsida; Brassicales; Brassicaceae.